Eruca vesicaria subsp. sativa (arugula) is the source of this 1426-nucleotide messenger RNA. The record is from the annotation of a GenBank genome assembly. Lineage: Eukaryota; Viridiplantae; Streptophyta; Magnoliopsida; Brassicales; Brassicaceae.
CUCUGUAGUUGCUGAUAAAGAGUGAUUUGCAGAGAGAAUGAAGGUCCAACGGUCAACCUUUUUCGCAGUCAACGUUAAAUUAAACCUUCAUCACUUUCACUCCUGUCAGGGAAUUGGUGUAUCAGAGCUCGAUUCUGUGACGAGAUUACUUGAUAGGAAAUGGGGAUUACAGAGUCCCGCAACUCCAAUUCAGCAAAUCAGUGUUUCUUCUGCUAAUAAAGGCACUUGUAAGGAGCUUUCCUUCUUGAACAACACUCGUCCACGUCUUGGAGAUGAAGUGGACUCAAAAGGAUCUUCUUUUUACAUUCUUAGAGAUGAUCUUUUACAUCCUCUUGUCAAUGGUAACAAAGCUAGAAAGCUUGAUGCUUUGUUACCACUUCUUCAGGAUCAUAAAGUCACUGACUUGGUUACAUGUGGAGGUUGUCAGAGUGCACAUACAGCUGCUGUUGCUGUUUCGUGUGCUGAGAGAGGUGUGAGAUCACAUUUGCUUCUCCGUGGAGAACAGCCUGAGGUUUUGACUGGUUAUAAUCUUGUUUCAACUAUGUAUGGAAACGUUGUGUAUGUUCCAAGAUCGAGGUAUGCUAAUAGAGAGGAAAUGUUGAGAACUCAUGCUGAUCUUGUCGCUGGGGAAGACGGUUCUGUCUUAUGGACUAAAGACCUUGAGGCUAUGGAUUGUUUUCCGAGCUCCAAAGCUUCUCCUAGAAAGGUUCUGAUCGUUAAUGAAGGCGCAGGAGAUGCUCUUGCCUUACUUGGUAUGUUCCGGUUAGUGAAGUAUUUGUCACAAGAUCAUUUACUUGGGAAGAAGAGAAGGGUCAAGUUUGUAGUUGAUUCUGGUACUGGAACAAGUGCUGUGGGGUUAGGAGUUGCAGCUAUGUCUUUAGGGCUUCCAUGGGAGAUCAAUGCAGUGAUGUUAGCUGAUACACUCGAAAACUAUAAGAGACAUCAAGAUCGCUUGUUAGAGGAAUUUACUAGGCAGUUUCUUCCCUCCAUCGUUUGUAGCAGCUUGGAUAUGAUCAAAUGGGUAGAACGUCAACGUCCAAGAAAAUUUGGGAAGGUCUUGGAAGGAGAAGUGGAGAUGUGUAGGAAGAUUGCGCAAGAGACUGGUGUUUUAGUGGAUCCAAUGUAUACAUUAGCUGCUUGGGAGACAGCAACGGAGCUUGUGGAGGACGAGGAAUCCAGCAUUGUAGUGAUGCUUCAUACUGGAGGCACUCUUGGGAUGUUUGGUCUUGCUCAAAGAUACAAAUCUUGCUUCACUAACUUGAAAGAUUAGGCUUUUGUAUCAUACCAUUUAGAAGACUUGAAGAGAUAUAAAUCUUAAGGUUUGGUUUGGUUUGGUUUAACUUUCUAACCCAACCUGAACUCUCUUCCUGAACCUCGUGGCAUUGAGAUUUCAAGUACAUUAUCUCUUAACCGAAAUCAUUUUGGC